Molecule: messenger RNA, 810 nt
Organism: Symbiodinium sp. CCMP2592
Lineage: Eukaryota; Dinophyceae; Suessiales; Symbiodiniaceae
Source: the annotation of a GenBank genome assembly
AUGGAGAGCACAGAGUGGACCAUAGUUCACGUGGAGCGGCCAUGGAAAGGGCGCACGGAGCCCCUAAAGCUGCUUUUGGAGGACGCCGGCGUCCCCUACGCUGUGCGCUGCGAGGAGUUGGGUCCUGCCAUCUCCUUCGACCUGUGGCGAGGGUCUGAAGCCGCAAUCACAGUGGACAGCACUCCCUUCCCAGUGAUGUUUCCUCCAGCAAUUUGGCAUCGACCUCAUGAUGGUGAGGAGGUCUUCGUGAACACUCAGAUCGCCUGUAUGAGGUACUUGGGCCAAUGCUUGGGCUAUGCGCCUUCCUCUGCCGCUGAGGGUGCACGGGCCGACCAAAUCGCGCAGAAUGCGGUGGACUAUUGGGUUGAGGGGCGGGUUUGUUUUCAUCCCCUGGACAGUUCCCAUUUGGGGUCGUACUCCUCACAGAAAGAGGCUGCGGAAAAGUCUUCCCAAGAGUGGAGCCGCACGCGCAUGCGGCUUUGGCUGCAGCACUUUGAGAAGGUCGUGUCGCGCGACCCUGGGCCACGGAAGCCCUGUGCCGGCGGCGCCUCGGUCACUUUCGCCGACUUCCUCCUCUUCCACGUCCUGGACGCUACCGAGGCUCAGUUCAACUCCGAGCACUUUUCCUUCGCCUGGGACGCGGCGGGGUGCGAAGGUCUCAAGGCCUACAAGGCGCCUCUCCUGGGCAGAAGCAGGGCUUCCUCGACAGGUGUUUCCACAAUAUUAAUUAUAUAUAUAUAUAUACACACGGUAUGUGCAUAUCUAGAUAUUUGCUUAUGUUUGUGUGUGUAUAUGUAUAUAUACAUAUAA